Clupea harengus (Atlantic herring) is the source of this 3886-nucleotide messenger RNA. It is a transcript of the gene fndc5a, whose product is annotated as fibronectin type III domain containing 5a. Lineage: Eukaryota; Metazoa; Chordata; Actinopteri; Clupeiformes; Clupeidae. The record is from RefSeq and is a predicted model, not a curated record. Gene Ontology annotation, molecular function: protein binding. Gene Ontology annotation, cellular component: plasma membrane; extracellular region.
CGGGUGUGCGCAGGAGAUGGAGAUAUGCGAGCGUGCGAGCGUUUGCACUUGCUCGCGUUUGUGUGUUGAAGCGUGGAUCACAGAGUCCAUGGUCACAAUCUUCGCUCCAAGGAUUACACAGCGUGCUCGUUUUCAUUCAAAGCUUGCUGGGAAAAUCGCGCCGUCCCGAUCUUUGGCAUUUGCAGAGUGAGCCUGGGCAACUGCUUUGCUUUAUUGUUCAGCAUAAACCUACAUAAAAGAUGUCAAUGGAAAAAUCACAGUCUUAUUUAUAACCAGACAAAGAGGUUUUUAGGUUAGACGUUUUUGAGUGUAAUUUCAUGCGGAUGUGGAAACCGAAGGAGACAGACAUUCUGGUGGCGAUCGCAGCUAGCGCUGUCCCAGGUGCUGAAUUCCCCGCCUCCCUCGGUCUCAAUGUAACCCUCAGCUCAGCGAGCUUAGACUAUUAACAGCGCUUGAGCAGGGAGAUACGGAGCGAGCCGGACUGACGUGAAUGUCAAGGAACAGCACACUGGCGAACACGGCGAUUGCUCUAUUAAAUGGGAUUUCACAUUCAGCGACUGUGAAGAAUGGAGACAAUUUUCCUGCCUGCCGCACCACUGCUUAUUCUGAGCUGUUUCGGCGUCGCACAAGUCGUGGCCGACAGUUUGACGGCUCCUGUCAAUGUGACGAUCAGAGAGCUGCAGGCUAACUCCGGCCUGGUCACGUGGGACAUCCCAGAGGGAGACCCCGUCAUCGGCUUCGCCAUCACUCAGCAGAAGAAGGAUGUGCGCAUGCUGCGCUUCAUCCAGGAAGUGAACACGACCACACAAAGCUGUGCAUUAUGGGAUUUGGACCAGGGGACCGACUACAUAGUGCAUGUGCAGUCCAUUGGUACAAACGGGCCCAGUCCCCCCAGCCUGCCACUACUGUUCCGCACUCCCACAGCAGCUGAGACGGCCAAUAGUGAAGACGAGGUCACCAUGGAGGAGGUGGGACAAGUCCCGCCGAUGAGGGCGGGGGAGAUCAUCAUCAUCGUGGUUGUUCUAAUUAUGUGGGCAGGUGUGAUCGCUCUCUUUUGCCGUCAGUAUGAUAUAAUCAAAGACAACGAGCCCAGCAACAACAAAGACAAAGCCAAGACCUCGUCAGAGUGUAGUACCCCUGAGCACCCCUCGGGGGGGCUGUUGCGCAGUAAGUUCCCCGAAAACAACAACUUCAACAACAACCACAACAGGACGCCAUCUGUGCACAUCAUUGAGGUGUGACGUGCCCCAUCCAUCCACCAAAGGACUUCAAAGGAGUCUCCUAAACUCAGACCGUAUGGCUCUCCUCCCCACCCAGACGCUGGUCCUGAUGUGCCAGGCGUUCUGGGAGCUGGCUCUGCCCAGGGUUUGGACAUGAGCCAAGGACAGCUCCUCAGGGACUGGCCGCAGCGGGCCAGCGGUGGCGGGGAGACAAUGGUGGGUGGGGCAGACCUCCAGGGACCCCCUCUCUGCUGCUGCCGAGGCGAGGAGAUAAGGCCUCAUUUGUGAUGAACAUGUCCGCAGAGCUGGAGAUAACCAGCGGCAGAGACGCUUCUUUCUUGGCUCCUUAUCGACGCAUACUCAGCCUCUCUUGGGCCGAGGGGUGAGGAGAGAAGACGAUGUGGGAGCGGCAGACUGUCGGUCCUUUCUUCUCCCUCUCUCUCUUUUCUCUCCUCUAAGCCCUGAUUUUUUUUUUGGUUCUUCUGUUUAAAAAAAAAAAAAAAAAAAAAAAAAAAUUCUUACCGCUGUGCAUCUUAACUGCUUCAGUGCAGGUUUCUCUCUCUCAUGCACCGCAUCUUUGAAAACAGAGCAUGUGUCAAACACACUUUAUCUUCCAAACAUAAAGCCGCAAACCAGCAUUUUUCAAGUCAACAGCAGCUAUCUGACAUGUUUGCGUCUUCGGAUCCCUUCCGCUCUGAUUUGGCAUUUAUUCAUUUCCUGUUGUUUGUCAGUGAGCAACACUGGUUGUGUGUUAUAAUUUAGGUGCUCCCUAGUCCCCGUGUAUUACUAGUUUUCAGGUUGAUAAAUUGAUAAAAAAGAGAGAAAUAGUUCUAGUACAGAUCUAGAGGAAAUCGGCCAAGCAUCUGGAGGAGAGCCGGGAGUGCUGGAGCAUCUGCACCAGUUUCACUGAUUGGUAUGGCUUUAGGGAGCCAUCUGUGGCCAAUCGCUCUCUCGUUCUCUCUCCCGCCCGCCUCAGAGGAUAGACGACCAUUCCCCGAAGAACAGGAGGCUAAAUUUGGAAUGGUUGACAUUCGCUACCUGCUGACGAUCCAGGAUGGAUCAAAGCAUGCCUCUGUGAAAACUCUCAUGGCCGCUCAUUAUCUGACUGAUCAGGUGUUUUUUGCCUUUGGUUUGCAUUCAUAAUAAUAGGGACCUCUGAGCUUUAAUUAGUAAAUGCUCAACUUUUGUUUCAGGAUAAAAUUACACUAAUCAUAAUUAAUACACCUUUGAUGUACAUUACUUUAUUCAUAGCAACAUUAUACUGUAUUGAUAUUUGUGUGAUUCAUGCUUAAUUGUCACAUUUCUUGUUUAUUUUCUUUCUUUGACUGAUCCUUUGAAGUUUGUGGGUACUUGGAAAACCUCUCUCUUCUGACUUUAAAAGAGACACAUCACACACGUGUAGAGGACACAUUUCCAAAUUUUACAGACAUCUCUGAAAUGUCAAAUAAUGUUUGCCAGAAAGGAACCUUUAAAGGUAAUUUUGAUUUGCCAACACAGCACGAACAAAGAAUGUAUAAUAAAUAUAGAUAAACUCAUUUUAGAAAUACUGCUAUCAUCUAAUCAAUCAAACAUCUCAUGUGUUUGGAUCAAAGGGAAACUGACCUUGUCUCUUUUAAAGGGCUCCAAAAUAUCACGUUAGCAAUAAUUAUCAGGGCAGGCUGUAGUGUACCCAGAAGUCCCAGAAUGCAGACCACUUGAAACAGGAAGAAGUUUGGUGGUAAAAUUGAAUGUGUGCAAUUCAUUGCCCCCCAUAAUUUGGUUGUGAUUGUAGUUUGAGGUUUGUUAACAAUAUAUUCUACACAAUGUUUAUUGUGAGUAGCUCAAAUAAUUAUUGAUGGCUCAUAAAUGGCUUCCUACAAGGAAGGGCUUCUGUCUAGCAAAAAAAAAAAAAAUGCUUUUGUUAAAAAAAAAAAAGAAAAAAAAAAAAAAAAAGAGAAGUGAAGAAUGAUUCAGGACUGAGCUUUGUCUACACCGACCUGUAGACUAUCCGUUAGGAGUACGUACAGAGUGGCUAAACACAGAGUUCUUUACACUUCUGGACUUUUUGGGGGAAAUAGACAGAACCCCAUUUGUUUUAUAAAUGCAAAUGCUGGUAAUGUUUUCCUUGCCGACAAGCCACUUACGAGAGCUGUUCCUGGUUCUGUUAUGUGAUCUUGUACUGACGUGCUUGGAUCUGUUGAGAUGUAUUUAGGUUGUUUCAGCCAACAGCGGGGAUAAUUGGACUGAGGUUAACACUGGUGUGAAACUCAUGUAUGCCACCACUGACCUUCUAAAUGUCCUCAUCUUUUCUUCUUUAGCACAAGGAAUAAACUUAGGGAAGGAAAGGCCACAGAGUUUAAAACAGUGUUGAAAGGAAAUAGCAAAAUUGUCAUGUAAUGGCAUCUAUUGGGACUUGGUUUUAUUGUGAGUAAUUAGAAGGCUUGCAGACACCGUGGUUACUGGAGUAUUUAUGUCAAGUAGAGGAGAGCACUGAGGUAUCUUAUGUACUGUAGGUAAUAUGACUGUUUAUGAAGCAGAAGGUCUGCCCAUGAGUCUUUGAUGUAUAAUAUCCAUUUGUUUGUUUUUUUUUGCUUAUGGUUAUAUAUUUAUCCAUCUGAUGCAAUUUAUAAAGCUUGCUCCUUAUUACAAAAAAUAAAGACAAGUGUCAAGUAACAUCUGGCAAUGAU